Messenger RNA from Contarinia nasturtii (swede midge), 1297 nucleotides. Its product is annotated as eukaryotic translation initiation factor 4 gamma 3-like. Bases 63 to 1247 code for a protein of 394 amino acids. The record is from RefSeq and is a predicted model, not a curated record. The transcript has 3 exons. Gene Ontology annotation, cellular component: eukaryotic translation initiation factor 4F complex. Gene Ontology annotation, molecular function: protein binding; translation initiation factor activity; mRNA binding. Lineage: Eukaryota; Metazoa; Arthropoda; Insecta; Diptera; Cecidomyiidae.
AUGUUUUUGUUAUUAAUUCUUUGGAUUAUUGGAUUAAACGAUACUCAAUUCGAUUGAACUAAAUGAAAAUGAGCAAAUAUUUUCAUUACAAUCGUAACAAAGCACCAACUGUUGUGACCGAUAUCGGUGUACCGAAUAAUCAAUUAGCUAACCUCUCGUCAAAUCAAAUGAAUGGCAAUAAUAGACCACAUACGUUGAAACCAUAUCAUCGGCCGAAGGCAAAGCAAACCAUUGGUGGACACAUGAACAACGAUGGUGAUAUUAAUUACGAACAUCAAAUGCAAACAUUUGGAGACCUCUGUCAUACAAAUGGUACGCUGAAUAGGUUUCGAAUGUAUCGGUCAAUACAGCACAAUGCAAAACGGAACCAAGCCGAAAAUGUAUGGAAACCGUCAUUCUUUCAAAAACAUGAAACCGAUGGAAAUGCGGUUGAAUUAUAUAAACAAGUACGUUUGAUUUUAAAUCGUUUGACAUCACAAAAUUUUGACAUUUUGGCAGAGAAAUUCCAACGCUUGGUUAUCGAUACGAAAGAGAAAUUGAUCGAAGUGAUUAAUUUGAUAUUUAACAAGGCAGUUAAUGAGCCCAAAUUUAUGGAAGGCUACGCCAAAUUAUGCCAAUAUUUAUCGCAUUGUUCGAAGAAAAUUGAUUUAUGGGCCGGCGAACGUGCAUAUUUUAAACGCAUACUCAUCAACAAAUGCCAAGUCGAAUUUGAACAGCAUGUGGCCAAUAAAAAUACAACCAAAGCGGCUCUUGUACCACUCAUGGAAAAAAUGAAGGCAUGCCAAGAACAAAACGAUCAAAAUGGCAUCAAAGAUAUCAACGUCCAUAUAGUGGAAGAAGAAUCAGCUUUCAGACGGCGUUUGGUUAGUACAGUCCAUUUUAUCGGUGAACUCUAUAAAUUGGAUAUGUUAAGAACGAACACUAUGAACGUGUGCAUUAGAAAAUUGAUUCGUGAAGGGACGCGGAUUAAUUCGAAUCCAUCACAAGCAAAUGAGAAAUUGGAAUGUCUUUGCAAAUUAUUGACAACAGUUGGCGGUAAACUUGAACAAAAAUCAAUACAACAGUCGAAUGGCACGACGGCCCAAUAUUUAGAUCUUUCCAAAUACAUAAUUCAGUUGAAGCGGAUUGCUGACAACAAAGCCGAACAUUUCAAGGCCAGCAACCGGAUCAGGUUCAUGAUUAUUGAUCUCAUUGAACUACGCAAAAAGAACUGGAUGCCAAAAACAGGUACCAAAACCAAUCAAUGAACGCAAUACAACAUCGGUCGGGAUAGUUCAUAUUUGUUGAGAAUUUAGUU